Talaromyces stipitatus ATCC 10500 is the source of this 861-nucleotide messenger RNA. RefSeq lists its product as uncharacterized. NCBI's taxonomy places the organism in Eukaryota, Fungi, Ascomycota, Eurotiomycetes, Eurotiales, Trichocomaceae. Bases 1 to 861 code for a protein of 286 amino acids. The transcript is spliced from 2 exons. The record is from RefSeq and is a predicted model, not a curated record.
AUGUCGAGGUCAUUUUCGCAGUUAUUGACAUAUCGCUUAACUCCGAACGCGCCCGUUGAACAUGUCUUGAAUGAAGCCUUUCGCAAUUUGUGCAAGGACGAAGCACUCGAGGAGUUGUCUUGGGGGCGUUGGGUAGAGGAUGAAUCCUUCGUUGAUGUUCUGAUAACAUGGCAAGGGGGCAUCAACUCCAUCAACCCGGAGAAAGCAUUCCGGUAUCUAUCGCCUCUGAAUGCCCAUCUAAGAGGAGACAUUCCACCAGUGUCUCUAGUUCUCGAAUCGUCCCUAUCGGGCCUUCAUUUGACUCGAGACGAUGGCGCCCAUGUUACAAUCACUUCAUUCCGAAUUCCAGCCAGCGCUUACGCAGCUGAUCCAGGAAUCAAACAGAGGAUAGUCGAUGUGUUUCGAGCUUUGGCUCAUGGUGACCCUCGCCAUGGAUCUCAUUAUAUCCCUCCUCCGGAAGAUGAAAUCCCUUUAUCGCACAGGAUUGGCACUGCUGCGGGGCAUUGGAGUAGUGCCUGGGUUGAAUCUGGAUCAUCAUCAACAGAAAAAAAUGACGAUAAGCGCUGGAUCGCAUGUCUACAGUGGGACAUACCACAUCUAGAGACUGAAUUUAAGGCGAGGCAAAAUCGACAUUUUCUCCUACGUCUGCAGAAAAUAGACGGUAUCCAUGGUCUUGAUAUCGAGGACUCAUCGGAUGCGAAAUUCGAAGAGGACGACCCCGUGCUCGCAAGUAGAGCAUUCUGGAAGCCUAUUACAGAGACAUGGGAUACGAGCUUUGAAGAGCAUCAUGUUUUGUUUCGCAAGAUUGACAAGUACAGUAUGGUCGGGAAUGGAAGCUGGUCGUCUUGCAUUAUCCAAUAA